GGAGGUGGAGGGGGGGCUGGAUUAGUCCAGAAUAGAGAACUGCUGCUCCGGCUGCAUGCACGCAGUAUACAGACCCAGCAGGCAUUAUGAGAAGUACUGGGAUUUGCUGGGUUGUCCUCACUGUAGGCCUGGUCUUCCUCGCACUAUGUUCUACCGGCCAGGCUAUAGAAUGCUACAAGUGCAAUACCUUUAGUUACUCACAAUGUGCAACUAAGGAAACCUGCUCCGCACCUAAUGACGCUUGUGCAAGGAUCACAGUUACAGACGGCACCAGCACAUAUAGCUGCAAGGUUUUCGACAAAUGCACUCAUGACUUGGUUAGCCAGGAAACCGGCCUUCAAAACUUUCAGUUAAAGUGUUGUCAAUCGAGCCUGUGUAACAGCAGCUUCAUGUCUCAUCCCAGCACUGUCCUGGUUCUCAGCCUGGCUGCGGUGCUGCUGCUGAUGAUGUCAUCAUGAUCUCACCACCGUAUCGCUUCGCUCAUCUCUUUAAAUGUCUCAGAUAACCAAACCGAGGCUUAAAUAUAAAUGGCAUAAAAUUUCCAGCUUUCUACCGAUGGCUAAUAUUUUAAAAAAAUGUGAUCUGAUUGGUUGCUAUGGGCGCUACCGCCAUAUUGUUUUUUUUUAGACUGCAAGGGUAUAUCUUUGAAAUAAAGGUUAGUGUCAGCAUUUACUUUUUGACAUAUUCACUUUACAAAUCGCCAAUACGACCUAUCUUCUCCCAACCCUAAGUCACAGCCCGUAUUAUACUGCAGAGCUGCAUCCCUAAUUCUGCAGGCUCCAGAGCUGAAAUCUCUGAGCAUUACUUAAUUCAAUGACAUUAGAUGGAGGGGCAAUUUCCCAGUGCGAUAGCAACAAUUAAUCUAACUCAAUGUGACUGUGACGCCUACGGCAGGCACCGGUAUGGUUCGCUGAGCCACGACCUAACCGAACUGUGAGCAGUCAAAAAAACAUGUGGCUGAAAGGCGUAGAAAAAGCUACAAAAAAUUAGGAAAUAAUUACUAACAACCAAUCAGAUCCUUGCUUUCCUUAAUUCAAGCGCCUUUCUAUUGCUUCGUUUUAUUAGGGUGUUAUUUUGGGCUUGACGUAUGUGUUUCAAUAUUAAGAAACUAUUCACUGCAAACUGGACCGCUAAAACAAAAAUAACAAUGCUUUAUUAUAUUAAAUAAAUACACAUAGAGCAUUGUUAUUUUUGUUUUUUAGCGGUUCUGUUUGCAGUAAAUGGUUAUUUUGGGCUUGGCAGAAUAAUAACCUAUCAAAGUAUUUGGUUGGAACUACGUGUUCAUUUUUUUUUUUUUAUUAAAAUGUUUAACUUUCUAGUAAUAUGGGCUUAGUGUCGACAUCCUUGUUGUCAUGAAACGAUAUUCAUAAAUAGUAGUAUGGGAGUAUUAGGCUUCAAAUAGGCAGCCAUUGAACCUGGACCCCCGCAGGUCAAGUGAACUGAUCUUAGAUCGCCGUUGAUCCCUGUCGUGAUGUACGUUUGGUUAAUUUAAAUGAAGAGGGAUUGGGGUUUGGGUCUUGCAGCUUUAGUACGCUUUUUGCCCCAUAUAUCUGUUUUAGAUUUUAGCAUUUUGUUACCCCUGUUCUCAACAUCACUGCAUCCUGGCAGGAUGUCUACAUACAGAACUUCCUGCUGGGUUUUCUAACCAACCUCAGCAUUCUCUGCUCUGUAAUGUCUUUUAGAGUUUGCUCUCCUGCCACACUGUUCCCUCUGCAGUAGUCACAAUCCCUUCACCUUCUCUGCCGACACCUCUGCCGACUAGCUGUUUGAAGAGACCGUGGUGCUCCACUAAUCGCUGUGGGGUCCUCCUAUGCUAGUGACGUCACAUGGCCUAGCCGCAGCAUAGCUGCUAUACCUGCGAGGCAGCCUCUUCAUACAACUGAUCGGCGGGGGUACCGGACAUCGGACCCCUCUGAUCUUAUACUGAAUACCUGUCCUAAGGAUAGGUCAGCAAUAUUAAACACCCAUAAAACCCCUUUAAAAAACCAAGAGUGGAGAACCCCUUUUAUCUAUCUAUGUCACAUGUUUCUAAAAGGCUUCUAUAAAUUGCUAAAAUUU
Messenger RNA from Bufo bufo (common toad), 2058 nucleotides. RefSeq names its product CD59 glycoprotein-like. Bases 87 to 458 code for a protein of 123 amino acids. The transcript is spliced from 4 exons. The record is from RefSeq and is a predicted model, not a curated record. Lineage: Eukaryota; Metazoa; Chordata; Amphibia; Anura; Bufonidae.